Molecule: messenger RNA, 2921 nt
Organism: Culex pipiens pallens (northern house mosquito)
Lineage: Eukaryota; Metazoa; Arthropoda; Insecta; Diptera; Culicidae
Exons: 3
Coding region: 1-501 (166 amino acids)
Source: RefSeq, a predicted model, not a curated record
AUGCAAGAGGAAUCCGUCCGCCGGUUGACGGAUUGCCUGCACAAGGUUUUGCAAGAGGAAUCCGUCCACCGGUGGACGGUUUGCCUUCCAAUGUUGGUGAAAAAGUUCGGUCCACCGGUGAACGGAUUACGGCACAAGGAUGCAAGAGGAAUCCGUCCGCCGGUUGACGGAUUGCCUGCACAAGGUUUUGCAAGAGGAAUCCGUCCACCGGUGGACGGUUUGCCUUCCAAUGUUGGUGAAAAAGUUCUGCAAGAGGAAUCCGUCCGCCAGUGGACAGAUUGCCAUCCAAUGUUGGUGGAAAAGUUCGGUCCACCGGUGGACGGAUUACGGCACAAGGAUGCAAGAGGAAUCCGUCCGCCGGUGGACGGAUUGCCAUCCAAUGAUGCAAGAGGAAUCCGUCUGCCGGUGGACGGAUUGCCUUCCUAUGUUGGCGAAAGGGUUCGAAGAAUUCUUUCCACCGGUGGACAGGUUUCGGCAAAAAUGGGAAGAGCUUUCGGAUAGGCGUUGGAUGGAUUUUUAUGGGUUAAACCCAGGGCGUGACAAUAGUAAAAAAUUAAAUAAUUUAAUUAAUUAACUGCAGAAAUUAACGAAUUAACUUUUGUUUACGAUCAUAACAUCGCCACCUCUCUUUACACCACAUUGGUUUGCCGAUGACGUUUGACAGUUUGACAUCUCGUGUAAUUGUUGUUGUUGCGUUUGGUGGAAUAUUUUUAUUUUUAUCUUCAAAAAGAAAAUGGCUGGCCCGUACACUGGAUCCCUUGGGAAAGGACACCGAGUUCAGGAAACCUGUUGUAGCUGGCAAGUCCAAAGCAUCGUUUCGGUUUUCAAUCAGCUGAAAACUCGUCGGAACUAAGCGAGUGGACGGAUUCGGUUGAUAAAAAGAAGCGAGGUGAUUCCGGAAGUGGUGGAGGAUGACUGCGAACUUGAAGUGAAAAAGGUAGUAAUUUAUACGAGGGUGGACAACACAAUGUCAUUCCACCCUAAGAUCGAUCCGCCGUCAGGAGAACAGGUCGUGCCUCAACGACACACAUCUGGUGCGGGGCGUACAAGCCUGAACCUGAACCUGAACCUGAACGGCUACAACGCGAUCUUUAACACAAUGGUCGUGAACCUGUAAAGUGUCCUCGUGUCAAUGGAACGAUGUUCUUCUGCGACACUGGGUACAACUUCCAGCAAUUCCGCUCCUGGUGUACAGCUUGGUGGUCCAAAUGCUGACAACUCGUGCCAUUAGAUUUGGUCAGGUUCGAUUACCAUUACCGACCGAUGUUCGCUCGAUGGAGGAUUCAGAAGACUGGACGUGUUACGGUUCAGCUGCGGAUGCUACGUGCCGGAGAAAAAAAAAGUGAUUUGUUGAUUGUGACAACUCGGCUCUGGGGGUUUCAGCGUCGGCCUUCUACAAGGGCAAGCAUAAGAUGCUGGCCAGGUCGGCGAACGAGACUAACAACGCGCCGCCAAAGUACUUUAGAAGACUAAAAGGUAGGUAGCCCCUCAACAGUGGAUUAGUAUCAGAAUCUAUUAUCCUCUCAAUUCCAGAGCACGAAGCUGCUGCUGAACAUCGAGUGUUUCAUGAAUGAGAUUAACGUGUCCUCGCCGUUGCAACGGCAGAUAAUGGAGCAGAUGUGCGCGGGUCUACUGCAGCGCAUCGCGGCCAGCAUCAAGAAGUUGCUGGUAGAUUCAAAGCUGACCCCGGAGGAAAUACACGUGAGCCUGAGUUUACCUAUAGCAACGUGGAGCCCUACUCAAAGUUUUUUGGUGAAUAGUCCACCACCAAACCUGUGAGCGAGUUGUGGCGCUAUAACCACGGCAAAUAGUGUCCAGGGCAUUCGUGGAAAUACAAUGUCCCAUCCCAGAGGGUCCCGGAGUACCAAACCUUCUUAGCAUGGUGCUCCCAACGAAUACAACCAAAAUCUCGGAGCGUAUGGUGGUGUGUCCCCACGCUUCUUCCUCCCCUGUCGAUUCAGAAUUGUGUUGUUGUUCGAACACUCAGUGCUCAAACUCAACCCAAUUACGAGUCAUCUCUGCGAUACGGCUUUACGCAGUAGGCCUGGCCGGUUUAACGCUUGUAAUGUUUCAAUGCAUUUCGAUGCAAUGGCGCACUACAAAUGUUAAUAAAUGACAAGAAGAGUGCUAGGCGUCAUCUAACCUAAGGCACUCUCCAGGAUCCCUUCGAAAGAUUGGCUGCGCUAGGGUCUGAUUAGAUUAGAUUAGAUUAGAAUAGUCCACCACCAAACCUGUGACAAACGGGACCCGAACCCUGGCCCGCUCACCAACCCUGAUCCGACCGGCACAACUCGUCAGUAGCGUCGGCCAGAUUGUCAUCACAAGCAGUCCUACCACCCAGUCGCCGUCUACUUCGACCGCCCUGAGCUGGAAUAGUCGUCGAGCGGACUCAAAAUCCACGUCUCUCAAACCCACUCCAAUCCGGCCAUCGUAUUAUCGCGCCAGAUCCAUGAGCAGCAGCAGCUUUGCAACAAUACUCUCCCCCGCCAAGCGACGCACCAGCCGAAGUUGUAGUGGCCGCCACCACUGAUUUAUUUGAUUAGAAAUUCCCACCUGCGUUACGAGCCGAACAUUCUCCAGAGGUAGCGGAGGAAGAACCUGCCAAACCGGAGUUCUUCGAAAAGAACAAAGCAACCGUCGCCAAGAUGGAACCCGAGUUUAGAAGUUCGUCCAAGGUGAGCCUCCUUGAGAACCUCUGCCGAAGCAACCGAAUCCAGUUCCAACCUAGGUUCCAACGCACAGUAAUUAUACCAGCUGAUCGCCGUGCCGGCGGAAACUUCGACGGACCUGCGAUCGUGCUGAUUGUGGAAGCAUAAACACAAGCAGAUCAUUCUUUAUUUAUUGUUUCAAUUCCAACAACUCAAAGCCAAAAGUACCAACAUGCAGCUGAAUUAAAAAAACGAAAUAAAUAAAUAAUUAUU